AUGUCAGAUGACGAAGCUGUGAAAGGUAUCUUGAAAGAUGGAUUUUUUUUAAAUUUUUGAAUUUCAUUUUAGCUCUUUCAAACGUUUCCAGCUAUCUUGGAGUUGCUCUCACACCAUCACAAAUAGCAGCUGUUCACAAGGUAUUUUUUAGGUUGAGAAAAUAAAACCAGCAGACAUUUGAGGUAAUAGAAAUGGGAGCAAAUCCCUUGGCACUGACACGAUUUUUGUCGGAAGCUGAACAGAAGGCCAAAGAAUUGGACAAGAAAAACUCGCCGAGCAACCGCGAAAACGAACCAAAAAGAUGA
Messenger RNA from Caenorhabditis auriculariae, 305 nucleotides. The record is from the annotation of a GenBank genome assembly. Lineage: Eukaryota; Metazoa; Nematoda; Chromadorea; Rhabditida; Rhabditidae.